CUUUUGUUUUUUGAAAAAAGAGAGGGUGAAUUUUGUCCAUUUCUAUAGCUUUACGAGAUCAAGGCAAGAAUGGAAGCAUUGACCAUAGAUUUAGAAAACUCCGAAACAGCCUCGUUUGUAGAGAUUUAUUAUUAUUUGAUCUCUUCUUCUUUCUCUUUCUCGCUUUAUUGAUUUGAUCUAAUAGUGUUGUAAUUAUAUCAAUCAAAGCAGCCCAAUCGGCUUUUCUUGUUCUUCUUUUUCUUCAAAGCUUCGACUUUCCAGCCAACAACAACCGACCCAGAUCAGUUUUGGAAUCAAUAGUUUUGGAAUCAAAGAAGGGUUGCAAAUGCUGGGGUUCUAAUCUCGAACAUGUUGAAUACCACCUUUUGGUGUCUUUACAGCAUACCAGAUUGAGGUUUUUGUUUGCAGUAAAAGGAGAAAGGCCAAGUAAAGAUCUUGGGGUGUUUGAAUUUUUAAAUUUAAGGUUUCUGGAGAUGGCUGUUGUUCAAGAUCAGUUGGAGAUCAAGUUUAGGUUGACUGAUGGAUCAGAUAUUGGUCCUAAAACCUUUCCUGCUGCUACCAGUGUUGCAACCUUGAAGGAAAGUGUUCUUGCUCAAUGGCCUAAAGAGAAGGAGAAUGGUCCAAGGACAGUGAAAGAUGUCAAGUUAAUUAGUGCAGGAAAAAUAUUGGAGAACAACAAAACACUGGGGGAGUGCCAGAGCCCUCUUUGUGAUAUUCCCGGUGGGUUGACGACGAUGCACGUUGUUGUUCAACCUCCUUCGGAGAAAGAAAAGAAGACAACAAAUCAAGCAAAGCAGAAUAAAUGUGUUUGCGUCAUAUUAUAAUCCACAGCUCAAUAAUGGGAUUACAUCAUUUUGAGAUGAAAAGCACUUGAACUGGUAUAGAAAAUCAAGUUGGGGACUUUUCCGAUUGAUGAAGGCGGUCGACAUCAGGCAGAUUUUAUCAUAUAGGUCAUGUUUUUUUUCCUUCUCUUCUGGUUUAUGUCUCAUUUGUUUAGCCAAUCACCAUCCAUCCUCUUCAUUCACUUCUUUCGUUUACAUUAAUUAGACUUUGCUAUGAAGUUAUUGAAUCUCAGAUUUUGUGUCCAAAUUCAUCUUCCGUUGUACAAUAUUGUUUUCUAUCGUGUAAUCGAAUUCAUAUUGGCAGCCAUACUUUUACCAAUUAUAAAGAUUCAUGGUGGCUCAUAGUUUA
Gossypium raimondii (Peruvian cotton) is the source of this 1191-nucleotide messenger RNA. RefSeq names its product membrane-anchored ubiquitin-fold protein 2. Bases 474 to 824 code for a protein of 116 amino acids. Gene Ontology annotation, molecular function: protein binding. Lineage: Eukaryota; Viridiplantae; Streptophyta; Magnoliopsida; Malvales; Malvaceae. The transcript has 5 exons. The record is from RefSeq and is a predicted model, not a curated record.